Molecule: messenger RNA, 846 nt
Organism: Miscanthus lutarioriparius
Lineage: Eukaryota; Viridiplantae; Streptophyta; Magnoliopsida; Poales; Poaceae
Source: the annotation of a GenBank genome assembly
AUGGAGCUCGCCUUAGUCGAGAGUGAAUCGUUCUCGCCUUCCUGCCCCACGCUCAUCAUGCCAGCGCUGUCGAUUGGCAACGUGGGGCAGCUCGCCGUCGACCUUCUGAUAUCCUCGGCGAGGGCGAGGCGGGUGGCUUACCUCUACGAGCCCUCCGUGCUGCCCUGCGCCGGCAACGACGCCUUCGGCCCUGACGCCGUCGGCGACCUCGCACUCGCUCUCGAAGCUUAUGAAUCUACAUCUCAUAGGCUGGCUUUCAUUCAGCAAAGGUCUCCAGUUAUUACAGGGAUGAUGGUUUCAUUUGCAAAAAAUGUUGCUGAUUUCAUAAGCAGCAUUGGGAAGAACCAUAUUGUCAUUAUUUCAAGUUUAGAUUCUGGAAAGAGGAGGGUAAUUGAUGCAUCCAGUGACAUGCAGGUGUAUUACCUUUCAAGUUGCAACGAAGAUGGUUCUGAUCCAGAAUAUGAGAAAUUGGGGUGGAAGAAGCUUGAGGAUUACAAUCCAUCUCAGAAACGUUGGAGUUAUCUUGCUAGCCUAGUUGAGGGUGGUGGUCUUUCAGAAGAUAUGGAUGAUGAUACUGAUGAGAUGACAAUAAAUGAUUACUAUGUGAGCUUGCCAUUUGCAGCACUAUUCUCUGCCUGCAAGGCUAAAGGCUUGAAAGUUUCUUGUGUACUGUGCUACUGCUCAGAAGGCGACAACAUGCCAGAAUCUUUCCAGUUAGCUGAGGCAGUAUGCAAAUUUCUAGGUCAUGACCCUGAGAAAUUCCAUGGAAAUGGGUCAAAUGGGUGGAUCGUUCCCUUGUCAUGGAAAUCAGUUUAUGGACCACCACCUGAUAUGUCCAUCUUUUAG